Molecule: messenger RNA, 2322 nt
Organism: Peniophora sp. CBMAI 1063
Lineage: Eukaryota; Fungi; Basidiomycota; Agaricomycetes; Russulales; Peniophoraceae
Source: the annotation of a GenBank genome assembly
AUGUCUUCCCCUCCCAACGGUGACGGCAUUAUAUCCUCGUCGCCUCAAUCUAUUCGAAUAGUCGGGCGUGACGGCUCUCCUGUGCACGCCCGCAACUCCUCUCCCACCAAUACCCGAAAUAACGACAUCGAACGCGCCCACUCCAACUCGCCCACGCUCGCCCGCCAUUCGCCCUCGAUAUCCCGCGCGCACCACAACCCGUUGGACCCCGAUGUGCGCGAGCGUCAACGCACGAUGGAUGCUGACAUGGCGAUGCACCUCUCACGCGCACGCCGCUCGUCCGUUUCAUCCUCGCCGACGUUGCCUACCCCCUUUCAUCACGCCGACAUCCACACACCACGCGACGUCCUCGAGCGAGAGCAUUAUCAGCAUGAAGAUAUGUUCCCGACAUUCUCGCUGCAGGAGGAGAGGGAUCUGGAGUCGGCGAAACGUGGGCCGGCUGAGAUGGACGCUGUAACGGGGUUACCGGAGGAGGACGAGCCGACAUCAUAUGAGCGCGUUCCGUCGCCCGACCUCGGGCUCGCUCGUCUGGCUCUAAGCCAAGGGCACGAGCCGACAUUACUUGCGGGCUCACGGCCAAGACAGUCACCAGAACCCGAUACAACGGAGACAGGGCUACCACUAUACCAACCGCCUGUCAUACAUGACAGACCGACGUUUCGCUUUGGCCUCAUGGAGGACUUCGCAAAGUCCGAGAAGCGCGCAUUAGGCCUGGCUACGCCCGGAGACGAGUUAGGACCCGCAUCGUUCCUGCGCCAACGGUCAAGUCAUCAGGGAGCGGGGGGAAGUGGUGAGAACGACGCCGGACCAAGCGCACCGCCAGACUUUAUCAUCCCGCCCAGCCGUCCGACUCGCGAGCGUAAACUCAGCCAUAGCAACCACGUCCCACGAAGACAAGGAGGAGGGAAGAUGGCUCUAUUCGAGUCCGGCGCUACCGGCGCAUCAUCGAUGUCGGCGCCGCGUCUAUCGCACCUCUCUCCUCCGGGGCCGCUCAAUAGCGCGCUCUCGUCGUUUGAGAACUUACCCGCUGCUGCUGCUCUGAGCACGCCGGGAAUCUUGCCAGGCGGGAAUGGCGGUCACGAUCGACCGUACCGCUUCUCGUUCUACUCUAACGCAUUGAGCGCGACCAUCCACGCGAGGAGUCUGAGCGAACUGCCUGCGGAAGACCAGUCGUUCGAGGACAUGUUCUCGGGCUCGGUCGGCGCCACUCGUCAGGCAGCUAAUGGGAAGGGUGUGGCAUCCGAAGUCUCUACGGCACCGCAGUCGUACAGUGCUUCGCCGGCGCCGGGAUCGUACUUUCCCGAGAAGCUCGGGUCGAAAGGCGGAAAUGGUCUUGGACCUGCUGGACCCACUAUUCCCAACUACGCGCGCAUCAAUGGCGAUGGCGAGGGUCAUACUUGGUGGCUGGAUGUGCUAUCACCGACGGACGAGGAGAUGAAGUUGCUCAGUCAGGUCUUCGGCAUUCAUCCACUUACAACCGAGGAUAUCCAGACGGAGGAGUCGCGAGAGAAGAUCGAGCUCUUCCGCACGUAUUACCUUGUGUGUUUCCGGUCCUUUGAUCAAGAUCCGUACAGCCCAACGCAUCUCGAGCCGGUGAACAUGUACAUCAUCGUCUUCCGCGAGGGCAUCCUCUCCUUCCACUUCCGAGCCACACCGCACCCGCAGAACGUCCGCCGUCGCAUCAAGCAAUUGCGAGACUACAUCUCUGUCACCUCCGACUGGAUAUCGUACGCGCUCAUUGACGACAUCACGGACGCGUUCGGGCCGCUCAUUCAGAGCAUCGAGUAUGAGGUCGAUAGUAUCGAUGAGCUCGUCCUCAUCCUGAAGGACGCCGAGCAAAGCGACAUGCUUCGGAGGAUUGGGACGUGCCGCAAGAAGGUCAUGGGCCUAUUACGAUUGAUGGGUAACAAGGCCGACGUCGUCAAGGGUCUCGCUAAACGCUGUAACGAGAACUGGAAGGUGGCACCCACUGGUGACAUCGGACUAUACCUCUCCGACAUCCAAGAUCACUUAAUCACGAUGACCCAGAAUCUGAACCACUACGAGAAGAUUCUGUCACGCUCCCAUUCGAACUACCUUGCCCAGAUCUCCAUCGAGAUGACAGACGCGAACAACCAGAUCAACGACGUGCUCUCCAAACUCACAGCGCUGGGUACCGUACUGGUCCCCAUGAACCUGAUCACCGGUCUCUGGGGCAUGAACGUACACGUUCCUGGCCAGGACAUCGAGGAAGGGUACGCGUGGUUUGGCGCAAUCGUGGGUGCUCUUGCCGCCAUCGCGCUCAUCGGUGGCUACACUACUUAUAAACUCAUGACCCGGUGA